Messenger RNA from Bubalus bubalis (water buffalo), 1774 nucleotides. RefSeq names its product small integral membrane protein 17 (gene SMIM17). The record is from RefSeq and is a predicted model, not a curated record. NCBI's taxonomy places the organism in Eukaryota, Metazoa, Chordata, Mammalia, Artiodactyla, Bovidae. The coding region runs from base 375 to 725 and encodes 116 amino acids. The transcript has 4 exons.
GGGAGUGUGGAGGGGGUGCGGAGAGGAGGCUGUGAGCACAGACAACGUUUCCCAAGAAAACAAAAGCAAAAACUGGCCUUGGCGGAAAAGUAGUGAGACAGCCCCAGUAGGGAGUAGCGUUUAUUGCCUUGGGCCGUUUAAUUUUUAUUUCAUAUUGGGGUGCGGCUGGUUUUGUUUCAGGUCUUCAGGGAAGUGAGUCGUCACACUUGCACUUGCAUCUACUCUUUCCCGCUGAGGUUGUUGCAGAGCACUGAGUCGAGUCCCCUGUGCUGUUCAUCCUCAGGUCCCAACUCCUGUUCCCUGGGGAGCUCAGCAGGACCCUGGAACGGGGGGAGGAGAAGUAGCCUGUCUUUCAAGUUCCACGUUCUGAAGAGAUGCAGAGUCUCAGACCUGAGCAGAUCCGGGGGCUGCUGGAGCCCGAGAGGGCAAAGACGCUGCUGCCUCCGGAGAACAAGGCCUGGGAGAAGCGUGCCGCCUUCGCCAAGGACUGGGUGGCUGUGGAGGUUGGGGCCUCCGGCUGCGGCAGCGAUGAGAGAGAUCUACCUUCUCCCAAGACUGUGGUUCCCCAGGAGUGGAGCUCGGUGGAGGAAGACGAUGAGUCCGAGGACCCCCAGGGCUUUGUGGAGUGGUCGAAAGCUCCACAGCAAAUGACCAUGGUCUUGGUGGUGUGUGUGCUCUUUCUGUUCCUGGUUUUAACUGGGAUGCCCAUGAUGUUUCACAUUUAACUAUAAAGGCGGCUCUUGUUUGUGUCAUGUUCAGGAAGAGCCCUGGUUUAAAAAAUCAGGAAUAGGUCUUGAAUAUUAUCAAAUGCCUUUUACACAUCCAUUGAGAUGACUUUUCUUUUGUGUUUCACCUUUUCAUGUGCCAUUUCUGCAUUACUGUAUUUCACUGAACUUGACAUCUUCGAUUGUAAAUGCAUAUUAUUUUGUGUACUCCUGAGAAACAGAAUGCUACUUAAAUGAUGUCACCAAGUGGAAGAUGCAGUGUGACUUCAGAGAAGGUGAACACAUGUGCAACAUACGAGCAAUGAAAUUGAGUCAAUUUCUCAAUUACAAAUCACCUUUGCAUUCUUAGGAUGGAGGCACACCUGGCUUUUCAGACACCGAAUUCUGUUCCUGGAUAUUUUAUGUAGGAUUCCUGCCUCUAUCUUCUUACAUAAGAUUGGUGCUAUCUUUGUUUCAUUUCGGUAUUGUGGCUAAGCUUGCAUCAUAGAAGGACUUGAGUAACGUUUGACCUUUUGCUGUGCUUUCGAAUACUUUCUGUAGUUUAGGCUGUGCUCAGUCGUGUCUGACUCUUUGUGACCCCCAUGGACUGUAGCCCACCAGGCUCCUCUGUCCAUGGGAUUUCCCAGGCAAGAUUACUGGAGUGGGUUGCCAUUUCCUUCUCCAGGGGAUCUUCCCAACUCAGGGAUAGAAUCUGGGUCUCCUGUGUUGGCAGGCAGAUUCUUUACCAUUGAGCCACCAGGGAAGCCCUUUCUCAUAGUGUAAAAAGUAUCAAUUCUUUGACGUGUGGAAAGAACUCAGGAAAGGGAUCAGGUCCUAGAGCUAUGGAAAGGAGGUUUCCGUGUGUUCUUAGAUGGCUUUUCCAUUUCUUCUCUUGUUUUCAGCUUGUUAAUACUUUUUAACUCCAUUAAUUUUGAUGAUUUAUAGUAUUCUUUUGUCCCUUAGACUAUUCUUCAUUCCACUGAAUAUUUUCCUCCAGAUAAUGAGCUUAAUUAUGAACAGUAUUUUUUGGCUUGGCCAAAAAGUUCAUUUGGGUUCUUCUGUAAGAUGGU